AUGAGAGUGGCCCUCCUGGCCUUCAGACUGAUGUGCUUGGCCUGGAUGUGGCCCGUCACCCACCUCAACGGCAGCCACUACCCCAACAAGAGGAGACACAAGGAGCAGUACGUCGGAGAGAAUACCAAACAAAAGCACAGAGGGCGGGUGGACCUUAAGAUGAAAAAGCUGGACAGCACCAAAUCUAUGCUAAUUAAAUCGGAGCAGCUGCUUCGGAUUGAGGACCAUGACUUUGCAAUGCGGCCCGGCUUCGGAGGUUCAGCUAUUCCUGUGGGCAUCGACGUCCAGGUAGAGAGCAUAGACAGCAUAUCGGAAGUUAACAUGGACUUCACCAUGACAUUGUACCUGAGGCAUUACUGGCAGGACGAUCGCCUGGCCUUCCCCUCAAGCAGCAACAAGAGUCGAACUUUUGAUGCACGUCUUGUAAAGAAGAUUUGGGUUCCUGACGUGUUCUUUGUUCACUCUAAGCGUUCUUUUAUCCACGAUACAACCAUGGAGAACAUCAUGCUGAGGGUUUUUCCAGAUGGAAAUAUCCUCUAUAGUGUCAGGAUCACCGUGACUGCACUUUGCUCCAUGGACUUCAGCAGUUUCCCUCUGGACACACAGAAUUGCUCUCUGGAGCUGGAGAGCUAUGCCUACAAUGAGAACGACCUAAUGCUCUACUGGAAGAACGGAAACGAUUCAUUAAGGACUGACGAGAUCGUGCUCUCUCAGUUUUUUGUGGAAGACUUCCAGCCUUCCUUUGGGCUUGCCUUCUACAGCAGUACUGGUUGGUACAAUCGGCUCUACAUAAACUUCAUUCUCAGGAGGCAUAUCUUCUUCUUCAUGCUACAGACUUACUUUCCCACCAUGCUGAUGGUGAUGCUGUCCUGGGUCUCUUUCUGGAUAGACAGGAGGGCUGUACCUGCCCGUGUCUCUCUCGGUAUCACCACUGUUCUGACAAUGUCCACUAUCAUCACUGGUGUCUCAGCCUCUAUGCCGCAGGUGUCUUACGUCAAAGCCGUAGACAUCUACUUGUGGGCAAGCUUCCUGUUUGUCUUUCUUUCUGUCAUUGAGUAUGCUGCCGUCAACUAUUUCACCACAGUGGAAGAGAUGAAGAAGCUCAAGAGGGCAAGGAUCCCCGAGUCCUACGACGCCUCCCAGGCUAUGGCAUUUGAUGGCUGUUUCCAUGACAACGAAAUUGACCUGGCUUCUUUUCCAGAGGUCGCCAGCACCCCAAACACAGAGAGGAACACCCAGGCUCGAAACUCUACUGUCUCUGCUCCCACAGAGGGCACCAGGCUACGCCGCAAGCACCCUGUAAAACAAAACCUCAGCUUCAUAAUGAGCAACAGCUACAUGAUUGACUCUUAUUCCAGAGUCAUAUUCCCCAUGGCUUACCUGCUCUUCAACAUAAUUUACUGGAGUUUGUAUGCAUAACAAUGCAAGAGAAAACCAUAGUUUUUUGAUCAUGGUUUGACACCCAGUGGUAGCAAUAAGCUUACUUACAGCUUGAUACUGUGUCAUGGCAUGCGUGACCUGAAGAUUGCACAGUGCUUGAGUUGAGCUGAUGAGUGAUAUCUUGAAGGGAGUCUGCUGCUGAAGAAGCAUUCAGUUGUAACCUGGAGCGAUCAGCUUUAGCACUGAAUGUCCG
Molecule: messenger RNA, 1633 nt
Organism: Labrus bergylta (ballan wrasse)
Lineage: Eukaryota; Metazoa; Chordata; Actinopteri; Labriformes; Labridae
Gene: gabrr3a
Product: gamma-aminobutyric acid type A receptor subunit rho3a
Biological process (GO): nervous system process; chemical synaptic transmission; regulation of membrane potential
Cellular component (GO): GABA-A receptor complex; synapse; neuron projection
Molecular function (GO): GABA-A receptor activity; chloride channel activity; neurotransmitter receptor activity
Source: RefSeq, a predicted model, not a curated record